This is a messenger RNA of Hirundo rustica (Barn swallow), 1295 nucleotides long. RefSeq names its product trafficking regulator and scaffold protein tamalin (gene TAMALIN). Gene Ontology annotation, biological process: signal transduction. Gene Ontology annotation, cellular component: plasma membrane. The annotation marks the transcript as partial. Gene Ontology annotation, molecular function: protein binding. The transcript is spliced from 8 exons. NCBI's taxonomy places the organism in Eukaryota, Metazoa, Chordata, Aves, Passeriformes, Hirundinidae. The record is from RefSeq and is a predicted model, not a curated record.
CGGCGGCGGCGGCGGCUGCGGCCGAAGGACGAUGAGGCACCGGCGGUGGCCCCGGAGAGCCCCGGCCCCGCCGAGCUCUACCGAGCGCUGGCGGCGGCCGGCGGGACCCUGCCCCGCGUGCGCAAGGACGCGGGGUUCAAGUGGGCAUCCCCGAGCCAGUCGCCGGAGGAGCACAGGAGGGUGGUGAUGCUGGAGAAGAAGGCAGAGGAAUCUUUCGGCUUCGAGAUCCAGACCUACGGGCUGCACCACCAGGACAGGAACAGCGUGGAGAUGUUCACCUUCGUGUGCCGGGUGCACGACGGGAGCCCGGCCGAGGCCGCGGGGCUCAAGGCCGGGGACACGAUCACGGGGGUGAACGGGCUCAACGUGGAGGGCAUCCGGCACCGGGAGAUCGUGGAGAUCAUCAAGAGCUCAGGCAAUGUUCUGCGGCUCGACACGCUCUAUGGGACGUCCAUCCGCAGGGCCGAGCUGGAGGCACGGCUGCAGUACCUGAAGCAAACCCUCUACGAGAAGUGGGGGGAGUUUCGCUCGCUGAUGGUGCAGGAGCAGCGGCUGGUGCGGGGUGUGGUGGCCAAGGACCCCAGCAUCUACGACACGCUGGAGUCCAUCCGCUGGUGCCUGCAGGGGGAGGGUCUCCCGGGGGGCUCCUCCCGUGCCAGCGGCAGCGACGACUCCCUGUACCAGACCUGCGUCUUCGCCUCUUCCGGCUCCUUGGAUGGGGACAAGGAUGGGGACGAGGACAAGGAUGAGGACAGCGGGGGUCCCGCGCCCCCUCCGCCUCGCCCCCGCCCCGCCCUGGCCCGCAGCGCCAGCCUCAAGUGUUCGGGGGGCCCGGGGGCUGCGGGGAGGCUUUGGGCCCGGGCCGGGGACCCCGCGGAGGGAGCGGCCGCCCCCCGCAAGAGCCGGCACAGCAGCUUCCGCCGCCGGCUGCUCAAGUUCAUCCCGGGUCUGAACCGGGCGCUGGAGGAAGAGGAGAGUCACCUCUAGCCCGGUCCCACCGCCCCCCACCCAGGACUAUUUAUUUAUUUAUUGCGAGGGGUUUCUUCAUUUUCCUCAUUGCCCGGCGCCCGUCCGCGGGGCGCUGCAGGAAGGAGGUUUGUGUUCCACCGACGCAGCACCAAGGGACAGACGUGAGGACGCUCCUGAAGCGCAGCUGGCGCUGAUCUCGGGACCCCCGGAGCAGCUUUAUUCCCCGGAGGGGAUCCCCGCGUUCCCCGGCUCGGGGCGGGGCUGUGGGGGUCCCACCCCCGUUGUACCGCGCCGGUGCUCGCCAAUACAGAGACGAUUUGCGGCGA